This is a messenger RNA of Ictidomys tridecemlineatus (thirteen-lined ground squirrel), 4393 nucleotides long. It is a transcript of the gene Rnasel, whose product is annotated as ribonuclease L. The record is from RefSeq and is a predicted model, not a curated record. NCBI's taxonomy places the organism in Eukaryota, Metazoa, Chordata, Mammalia, Rodentia, Sciuridae. Gene Ontology annotation, molecular function: ATP binding; protein kinase activity; RNA binding. Gene Ontology annotation, biological process: defense response to virus; protein phosphorylation; mRNA processing.
AGCUGUCGCAGAAACGCCCCGCUGGCCAGCUCGCCCUCGCCACCUUCUUACUCCUUUCUUGGCCCCGCCCUGCUGGCUGAGUGACAAGAGGAAAUGUUUUCCCCGCAGGGGACCAGCCUUCUAGGAUCCGUGGCUGCUGAAUGAAGGACUGCCAGGUUCCUGAGCGUGGAAGAGUGUCCAGGUGGGAUGUCAGAAGGCUGACAGUAUUGUUCCUCUUGAUACUGCUGGCUGCAGCCAGGUAAUCCCAACGCACACUCCAAGGCUCUGACCAAGUCCCAAGGAGAAAAACCAUCAUUUUCUGAAAGAAAACGCAACAAGUUGCAGCCAGUGGCCUGUUACACACCACAUCAUGGAGACCGAUGAUCACAAGGCCACCCAGGAGGAACCCAUGUCGUGCAGCCGUGGGACAGCUAGAGUGGAAGACAGUUGUAAGCUGAUUGAGGCUAUUCACAAGGAAGAUGUGGAUGAAAUCCAGCAACUGCUGCACAGAGGGGCUGAUGUCAACUUCCAGGAAGAAGUAGGGGGUUGGACACCUUUGCAUAAUGCAGUCCAAUGUGGCAGGAAGGACAUUGUGGAACUUCUGCUCCGUCACGGUGCUGACCCUCACCAGAGGAAGAGGAACGGGGCCACUCCCUUCAUCAUCGCUGGGAUCAUGGGACACGUGGAGCUGCUGCAGCUUUUCCUUUCCAAAGGGGCCGAUGUCGAUGAGUAUGACUCCAAUGGCUUCACAGCUCUCAUGGAAGCUGCUGGGCGGGGUAGGAUCAAAGCUCUCAGGUUUCUUUAUGAGAGCGGAGCCAAGGUGAAUCUGCAUCGAAACUCUAAAGAGGAACAAAAGCGGCUGAGGAAAGGAGGGGCCACGGCUCUCAUGGACGCUGCUGAAAAUGGCCACACAGAUGUCCUGAGGAUUCUCCUGGAUGAGAUGGGGGCAGACGUCAACGCCAGGGACAAUAUGGGCAGGAAUGCCUUGAUCCACGCUCUCCUGUCACGCUCUCCUGAUAGCAGUGUGGAGGAUAUUACCCGCCUUCUGCUGGAUCACGGGGCUGAUGUCAAUGUGAGAGGAGAAAGAGGCAAGACGCCCCUGAUCCUAGCAGUGGAAAAGAAGCAUGUUGGUUUGGUACAGAUGCUUCUGGAACAAAAGUGUAUAGAGAUCGAUGACACGGACAGCGAGGGCAAGACAGCCCUGCUGGCUGCUGUGGAGCUCAGACAGACCCGGAUGGCCCAGCUGCUGUGCCACAAGGGGGCCAGCACGGAUUGCGGGCCUCUCGUGAGGACAGCGAAACUGAAUUACGACCACUCCCUGGUGAAGCUCCUUCUCUCCUGCGGAGCUAGAGACUGUUUCCAGCCUCCUCCUGAAGACUGGGAGCCCCAGAGUUCACGUUGGGGGUCAGCCCUGAAAAAACUGCACAGAAUGUACCGCCCGAUGAUUGGCAAACUCAAGAUAUUUAUGGAUGAAGAGUAUAAAGUUGCUGAGACUUCUGAAGGGGGCAUCUACCUGGGUUUCUAUGAGGAGAAAGAGGUGGCUGUGAAGCUAUUCCUCGAAGACAGUGCACGUGCAGAAAGGGAAGUCUCCUGUCUGCAGAGCUGCCGAGAGAACAGUAACUUGGUGACACUCUAUGGGAGCGAGAGCCACAAGGGCUGUUUGUAUGUGUGCGUGGCCCUCUGUGAACGGACUCUGGAAGAGCACUUGGAUGUGCACAGAGGGGAAGCUGUGGAGAACGAGGAAGAUGAGUUUGCUCGAAAUGUCCUCUUAUCUAUAUUUAAGGCUGUUCAUGAGCUGCACUCGUUGCAUGAAUACACUCAUCAGGAUCUGCAGCCAAGAAACAUCUUAAUAGAUUCCAAGAAGGCUGUUCGCUUGGCAGAUUUUGAUCAGAGCCUCAAGUGGACUGGAGACCCACAGGAAAUCAGGAGAGACCUAGAGGCCCUUGGACGGCUGGUCCUCUAUGUGGUAAAGAAGGGAGAGACUCCUUUUGAGGAGCUAAAGGCUCAAGGCAAUGCAAAGGUGAUUGAACUUUCUCCAGAUGAGGAAAUUAAGGACCUCAUUGAUCACCUGUUCUGUCCUUUGGAACCUGUGAAGGACCAUCUGGGUGACCUUCUGGAUCAUCCUUUCUUUUGGAGUUGGGAGAAACGCUAUAGGGCACUUCGGGAUGUGGGAAAUGAAAAUGACAUCAAGCGUAGAAAAACUAAGAGUGAGAUCCUCACACGACUAACACCUGGGUCAUCUGAACCUCCCAGAAGUUUUAACUGGUGGACAUAUAAGAUUGACAAAGAUGUUAUGAAACGCAUGAAUAAGUUCUACGAAAAAAAUGGGGAUUUCUACAGGGACACUGUGGGUGAUCUGUUAAAGUUCAUCCGGAAUAUGGGAGAACACAUUAACGAGGAAAAAAACAAAUGGGUCAUUUUGGAGAGAAGAAAGGUUGCAGUGUUUACAAGGUUGUUGUGGAUGAAGAAGAAAAUUGGAGAUCCUUCCUGUUAUUUUCAGAAGACAUUUCCAGAUCUGGUCAUCUACGUCUAUAGGAAGUUACAGAACACGGAAUACAGAAAGCAUUUCCCCCAAACCCACAACCCAACCAAGCCUCCGUAUAACAGAGGUGGCCAGGGAGGGAGGCUGGCCAGCCCUGAGUAUUGAGUCUUUCAAGUUCAAGGAGCCACUUACUAGCUAUGUAAUUGGCAAUCACAACUCUCGGAGCCUCUUAGCUACACCGUUGCUUGUGAGGGAUGAGUUGGACAGCAGUGUGUCAAUUUCCAGCACACGCAUUCCACACUUUGGUAACAAAGGCAGUGUAUGUUCAGACUUCCCUGGUCCCUGAUAGUGGGCAAGGCUUAUUGGCAGGGACUGGGAGAGCAUCCUGCUAAGUUUUCUCUUGUCAUUUGCAACAAAGGAGGGAAUGCCAAGACCUCUCAGGCCACGUGUUUUACAAUGAUUAUCUCAUUUAAUUCUCUCAAUGACCUACAUGAUAACAACCAGAACUUAUUAUCCCCAUGGAAGAACCUGAGGCUCAGAGAGUUUGAGCUACUUGCCUGAGAUCAUAUAAUCUGCACAGAGCAAGGUAUAAACGGAAGUUACUGUGAUUGUUCUGUCUUACUUAGGUACUUUAAAAACUUAAUUAGCGGCCCAGGGCUUUUUUGGAUGAGACCUAAAAGGAAUAUGCCAAAAGAGUUCCAGGAAGCUCAUUCAUGCAUUCAUAUUUGUAAGUCUACACACUAGUUGUAUGAAUUCCAUUCCUAUAAGCACUUGCACUGAUUUUUCAUGACCUUAAGAGAGUAGGUCUCAACUAGGGGCAAUUUUGCUCCUCAAGGGGCAUUUGUCUGUGUCUGAAGAAGUCUUUGGUGUCACAGCUCUGGGAAAGAACGACAAUAUUGGUGUUUGUAGGUAGAGGCCAGGGGUUCUGCCAAAUACUCUUUGGUGCACAAGACAACCCCCAACACACAACACCCAGAUCAGAACAUCAGCGGUGCCGAGACAGAUAAAUCCUGUCUUAAGGGACUGAGAUGCUUUUGAACUGGCUGGAGGCCCAGGACUGUGGAGCGUGUGGACGACCCCAGAGAGGAGUGACCCGGAUUUAUUUUCUUGCUGCCGCAUCUGUAAUGGAGCACUUCCUUUUGCCAUCGGCCACUCAAGAAGUUCCCCAUCCACCCUCACUUCCCUGCUCCACUCCGGGUGCUCAAUACAUUCUCUCCACCCUGUAGUUUGAUUUCCCCACUGGGAUUGAAGCCCCUUAAAGCUAAUGAUUAUCUGUUUUGGAAUUUGUAUCUUCACUGCUUAGCCAAAUGUUUGUCCCGCCAUAAUGCUCAAUGAGUAGCCACUGAAUAAUUAUUAUUUAUUAUUAUUCAUGUACAAAGAAGAGGACAUCUUUGCACAUGAAAAAUAAUACUACUUUACAUUUUAUGGUGCCUUAUAAUUUAUUCAUAUCUAUAUAUUAUCUCAUUUCAUUUCCAAAAUAAUUUUUUCAGGUUGUCAUUGAAAUCCUUAUUUUGCUGAUGAGGACAUUAAGGUUAGAAAUAACUUCGAUGUACUCUAGGACAUAACCAGGGAGUUGUCGCUGUUUUUGAAUAGGUUUUCUGACACUCAUUCUGGAGUUUUUUGCACUUAUCAUCAUGGUGGCUAAGUUAAGAUGGAACCUUGGAAUGGGAAUGUAAUAUGCAAAGAGGGUGGUGUCCGGUGCUGGAUAAAUGGUUGUACGGAAUAGAGUUAAGACAUACUGGAAGAAAUAAACUGAAGGGCUUUUUUAAAAUGAGGGAUCUAUGAACAGCAAGAUUGCUCUAGGUUUCAAAGUUAAGUAUUGGUUGUCUGAUACAUAGUGAGUACUUGGAUAUGUCAGUCAAAAUGCCCAUGUGUGAACAGUGCUCAAUACAAUUUUGAUUUGUCUUAUUAAAUUUGAUUUUCUUUGAGUGA